Bactrocera latifrons is the source of this 1405-nucleotide messenger RNA. RefSeq names its product testis-specific serine/threonine-protein kinase 1 (gene Tssk). The record is from RefSeq and is a predicted model, not a curated record. Gene Ontology annotation, molecular function: tau-protein kinase activity; ATP binding; protein serine/threonine kinase activity. Bases 163 to 1062 code for a protein of 299 amino acids. Lineage: Eukaryota; Metazoa; Arthropoda; Insecta; Diptera; Tephritidae. The transcript has 2 exons. Gene Ontology annotation, cellular component: cytoplasm. Gene Ontology annotation, biological process: protein phosphorylation; microtubule cytoskeleton organization; intracellular signal transduction.
UUUUAUAUAUAUAUAUUUUUUUAAAUAAAAAUUCUUUGAAAUCAAUAAAAGUUUGCAUAAACAUUAUUUUGGUCUACUCUUUCGAGUGCAAAUUCAAAUCAUCAGAGUACCAUCUUCAGAUGCAAUUAGACAAAAUUUCAACAUUAUAAAAAUCCAACAAUUAUGUCAAAAUUUUCGACAACCUCCAAUCGCCAACUGAACACGCGCAGCUCCGACAUCGAUGCCCUGGCCCAGCGUGGCUAUAAUAUCGGACACAAAAUUGGCGAGGGUUCCUAUGCGACCGUUAUCACAGCUGGCUAUGCCGAUGAUGCGGGUCAUGGUGUACAUUUGGCCUGCAAAAUCAUUGAUAAGGCCAAGGCACCCUCGGAUUUCGUACACAAAUUCUUUCCACGUGAAUUGGAAAUUCUAACAAAAAUUGAUCACCCAAACAUCAUACAGAUACACAGUAUACUACAGCGUGGACCGAAAAUCUUCAUCUUCAUGCGUUACGCGGAGAAUGGUGAUCUGUUGAGUCAUAUCAAGAAAUCGGGACCGGUUGAGGAGUUGCAAGCGAAAGCCUGGUUCAUGCAAAUGGCGAAAGCGCUCAAGUAUCUGCAUUCGCACGAUAUCGCGCACCGCGACUUGAAAUGCGAGAACAUCUUGCUUUCGAAACGUCUCAAUAUCAAAUUGGCAGACUUCGGCUUUGCACGCUAUUGCUGCGACGAUAGUGGACGCGAAAUCAAAUCGGAAACCUAUUGCGGUUCUGCGGCCUAUGCCGCGCCCGAAGUCGUAUGCGGUCGACCAUACGAUCCGAAAUUGGCCGACGCCUGGUCACUUGGCGUUAUACUAUUCAUAAUGUUGAAUGCGAAAAUGCCAUUCGACGAUAGCAAUCUCAGCAAGUUGCUGGACGAUCAGCGUAAUAAGAAGUUCGCAUUUCGACGGAAAUUACAAGAUCACAUUUCGGCGCAGGCCAAGGCCACCGUGGCGGUACUAUUGGAGCCGGAACCGCAUGCGCGUUGGAAUUUACGUGAAAUAUUGAAUUGCAGCUGGUUGCGUGCCGACGAGGAGGAACCGUUGGCUUAGUCCUAAGACGAACACACUUACGUCAAACAUCAUGCGACAGUUUGAGCAGCAUGUCUGAUUGGUUUUGGACCUGAAGCCGUUGAAUUUUUGUAUGGGAAAAAAAAUUUGUCUGGUCGUGGACCAAGACCAGUAUCGAAUUUAGAUUGAUUUGUCGUACAUACGCAGGAGUAUGAUGUCUUUGUCGGCGUCGUCUCCAACCUAUAAAAAAGCCCAAAAAUUUGAUGAUGUGCUUUAGAGCAAUAUUAUUUCCAAAUACUACUCUUAGUUAUGUGUGUCACAAAAUAUAUUAAGUUAGAACAAAAAAAAAAUUAUUAAUUAUAAUAAAUUGUAAUUGUAAAUUUUC